Haliotis rubra (blacklip abalone) is the source of this 528-nucleotide messenger RNA. RefSeq names its product ryncolin-1-like. The coding region runs from base 1 to 528 and encodes 175 amino acids. The record is from RefSeq and is a predicted model, not a curated record. Lineage: Eukaryota; Metazoa; Mollusca; Gastropoda; Lepetellida; Haliotidae. The transcript has a single exon.
AUGAUCAUGUUCAGGGACAAAACCAUCAGUGGCUGCGAGGCGGCGCCCGUGACGUACCUCGACGUUCCCUGGGCCGACCACAAGUCUGGUUUCACCCACUCCAACUGUUACAUGUGGCUGGGUCUGGAGAAGAUACAUGCUCUGACCAGCGUCAGACCUUACACGCUGUACAUGUCACUGAAGAGAUUUGAUACCACUCCCGGACAAGUAUCUUACAACCCCUUCUCCGUGGGGGACGAGGCCUCGGAGUAUCGACUGUCGGUGUCCGAGUUCACUCGGGAUGGCGUUUUCGGAGACCGCUUCAACCUAGGGUACCCAGCAUCAUCCCUGGAUGGGGUUCACUUCUGUGCCAAUGAUCACUGCAACAACUCAGUCAACCCAUGUGCUGAGUGGCAUCGUGGAGCCUGGUUGAACAGGCUAGACGUCUGCCAGACGAAUCCUCACCAACAAUAUAACAUUUACUGGGCUCUUGACGAUGGUACCACUCACGAAUGUAAAAGCAUCUACAUGUUCAUAGAUCCUGCCUAA